Vicia faba (fava bean) is the source of this 687-nucleotide messenger RNA. NCBI's taxonomy places the organism in Eukaryota, Viridiplantae, Streptophyta, Magnoliopsida, Fabales, Fabaceae. The record is from the annotation of a GenBank genome assembly.
AUGCUCUUCUACUCAUUAGGAGUGGAUGCAACUAUUUUCACUCUGCAAAAUAAAUGUAGGAACACAAUGUGGCCAGGGAUUCUAACAGCACCAGGAAAACCUCAACUCAUUCACGGAGGAGUUAAGCUAAAACCAGGCCAAGCUAUAAACGUUACUGCACCGAGAGGUUGGUCCGGCCGUUUUUGGGGCCGGCGUGGAUGCACAUUCAACAGCUUUGGUAUCGGAAAAUGCAUCACGGGAGACUGCGGAGGCAGACUUAGAUGUGCUGGAGCCGGAGGCGAACCACCGGCUUCACUGGCAGAGUUUACACUCAACAGUCCAGUCGGAGAUUUUUACGAUAUUAGCCUUGUUGAUGGUUACAACAUGCCAAUCUCAAUCUUUCCCUUAGGAGGAUCUGGAAUGUGUAAAGCAGUUAAAUGUAUUUCAGAUUUGAACAGAAACUGUCCUGCUGGAUUGGAGUUGAGAAACAUUAAAGGCCGCGUUGUUGGUUGUAAGAGCGCUUGUAUGGCUUUUCACAAGCCGGAAUUUUGUUGUAACGGUGUCUUCAAUAGUCCGAGAAUGUGCGGGCCAAGUAGCUACUCAAAGGUGUUUAAAGCUUCGUGUCCUAUGGCUUAUAGUUAUGCAUAUGAUGAUGCUACCAGCACUUUUACUUGCUAUGGAGCAGAUUACAUAAUUAGGUUUUGUUAG